AUGGAAGUGAAUGAGAAGGCAAUUUGGAUUAAUGGGUAUGUAGCCUAUUCAUCCAGUUUCAUUCCAUUGAAAAAGGUUAAAGGGAUCCUUUUUCCUCCAGCAGAGGGGGAAAAUGAUGCAACUAAUGUCACAGAGGACAUCUGGAUGAAAUAUGCAGUUAAUGAGGAAGUUCUGCAUGAGGAUAUGGUCAUGCACCUGGACAUUCUCUUGACGGGUCCCGAAAUUUUCAUGGUCAACAGCUUGGUGAUGGGAUUUUGUGCCUUGAGAGGAUAUACGAAAGCUCUUACUGCUGCAGGAAGGAUUCUUCAUUCUGGUGUGAGCGGGGGAUUUAAGAUCCCUAUUGGCCAAGUAGUUCUCCUGCCUCAUUGCCCCUUGAGCAAUAUUGCACGAAUCAUCUUGGCUUUCUCACCCAACUCUGCAUUGAUGUCCCUCUACAAUGCUUCCAAGAUACCUACCAUUGGCUAUGCAGAUGGUUGGUGCAAUCGAGUUUGGAGUCGUAUGGCUGCUGUGAUGAAUGAAAGCUGGAGUCCUCUGAUCCAUGAUGCUGAAGAGGAACAUUGGGAGGCUCUGUUCUGCAAGUUGCCAGUGGAAGGAGGACCUUUCUCCUUUUGAAUUUUGCAGACCUCAUUUGAUUUCAAGAACCAGCUAUGAUUCGAUUUUUGACAUGACAUUGAUGUUCUAGUUCUAAUCACACUUGCUUCACCCCUCUGUUACUCACAUACCACCCACCCCAUAUAUUUCCCUAUCAUUUCUCAUCAUUUUUAAUGGGUGACAUGCACCAGAUCUGCUUAAAUUUAACUGACCCAUUUUCAUAAUGGGCGUCUAUGGGAAUGUUUAUCUUGGUUAAACUG
Messenger RNA from Darwinula stevensoni, 851 nucleotides. The record is from the annotation of a GenBank genome assembly. Lineage: Eukaryota; Metazoa; Arthropoda; Ostracoda; Podocopida; Darwinulidae.